ACUAAUUUCAUUAACGCUUGAUAGUAAUUUGUGUAUUGUAUGGCCGUAGAAAAGAUGGAAUUACUGUUGGAUUAAAUGCCAUACUGUCUUAAGGACAGUGUUGUUUUAAAAAAGAGACAGUGUUUAAACUAGCUAGAAAUGAUUAUUCUGUGAGAUACUUUGGUAUUUAAAAUGUUUUACACUGAGUAGGUUGAGAAAUGUCACCGAUUUUUCAGAUCAACAUGACGUAAAGUCAACUGAACAUUUUUGUUAUUGAUUGAAAAUGAAUAACUUAGAUCAUAAUGAAUAUUAACAAUUUAAAGUUAUACAUUAAUUGAACUUCUUGAAGAAGAACUGUUGUUUACUUCAUUGUUUUUUGUUGUUUUGCUCAUUUUUAAUCAGAUAGUGUACAUUUUAAGGUCAAUAUUGUAUUUUGAUCUUUCAAGAUGAGGACAUCUUUAAAAAGUAGAAGAAAAUUGUAUUGUUUCUCUUUAGGUUUGUUUGCCUGAAAUAUACCAGGUGACUUACCUUUCUUUUCAGACUUGUUAAGUUUAUAACUUUAAAGAAUGAGCAAGCAUUCUACAGCCACCCCACCAUCAUUAAAUGGAGAUGUUCAUAAAGAGAAGAGAGACGAUAUGGGUGAUUCACCCAAAUUACAUCAUCGCGGCCACAAAUCUAAAGGGAAGCGUACAUCAGUAGAAAUGGGUCAGAAGUCCAGCCAUCGACAAAACACAACUCACAGACCAGAAAGAUUAUCACAAUCACCAGAAAGUAGUGUUAUUCGAGCUAAUAUUGCAAAUUCUAGGUUUAAGAUUUCCAAAGUUUCUAGUGGGCGUGAUAAAAAAAGCAUAACUGAAACUGCUCCUGUUAAGGUUGAAAGUAAGGAGAAAUUGUCAGGGAAGAAAAACUCAUAUGUUUUACCUAGUCGAAUUCCAGUUGGUUCCACAGGACCAGAGAAGAAUGAUCGUGCAAUAGAAAUAACUAAAAGAAUAAGGUCCUACAGUCUUCCAGCAGAAACUUUAGAAGAAGAUUCUGAUCAAGCAGAGACUGGCAAAUUAGAGAAUAAUCUUAAAGAAAUGAAGAAAGACAGUAAUUCUUGGACCAAAGUUAUGGCCAAGGAAGCUGAUGAAAAACAAACAGAUUUGAAUUCUAUAAAUUCUGGUCAGCUUGAGAACAGUGUUUCUAAUGACCAAAAACCUAAAAAAUGUGAUAUUAAGUCAGAUUCAAGUAAGGAGAGAUCCGACAUUAAAGCCAAAAAUAAAUUGAAAAAGUCUGUAACUAUUGAUGACACCACCACUAUAGUAGAAAUUGGUGAUAUUGAUUCAGCUAUCAUUGGAUCAGUGUCUGAAAUUAAGUUGAUUAAAUCAGAUAUUGAUCAAAGCAGCAGAAACACAACAGAUUCUAAAUCAGAUUCUGGAAUUGGGACAUCACAGAGGUUAGAAAAUGAAAACAAAAAGGAACUUACUGAUAGCCCUUUAAAAAAUGAUGCUCCUAAAGAAGAGAAGAAAAGAGAUGACAAAUCACCUGUUGAAAAGAAAGAUGGUGAAAUAAGUGAAAAGAAAGAUGAAGUAGAAGAGAAAGCAGUUGCCCAAUCAGAAAAUGGAAGAUUCUUCAAGUUUGAUAUUGAAAUUGGAAGGGGAUCUUUCAAAACUGUGUACAAGGGUCUGGACACAGACACUGGUGUUGCUGUUGCUUGGUGUGAACUACAGGAAAAAUUGGAAUUCUCAUCAGACAAGAAAUGGAAUAAAAGUGAGAGGCAGCGGUUCCGAGAAGAAGCUGAAAUGUUGAAAGAGCUACAACACCCUAACAUUGUCAGAUUUUAUGACUCAUUUGAGCAAUUAAAUACCAGGGGUCGUAAAGUGAUCAUCUUAGUUACUGAACUCAUGACAUCUGGAACUUUAAAAACGUAUAUUAAAAGGUUCAAGAAGAUAAACAUGAAAGUGUUGAAGAACUGGUGCCGUCAGAUAUUGAAAGGCUUAAUGUAUCUUCAUACACGAACCCCACCUGUGAUACAUCGAGACUUGAAGUGUGACAAUAUUUUCAUCACAGGCACUACAGGCUCUGUGAAGAUUGGUGACCUUGGCUUAGCAACACUGAAGAAUAAGUCAUUUGCAAAGAGUGUCAUUGGUACUCCGGAGUUCAUGGCGCCAGAAAUGUACGAGGAGCACUAUGACGAGUCUGUGGAUGUGUAUGCAUUCGGCAUGUGCAUGCUGGAAAUGGCCACCUCAGAAUACCCAUAUAAGGAAUGUACAAACGCCGCUCAGAUUUACAAAAAAGUCACCAGCGGCGUAUUACCAGAAGCAUUUGCCAAGGUAGAUAAUCCUGAAAUCAAGGAGAUAAUAGAGGGUUGUAUACGAAACAAAAAAGGACAAAGAUAUGUAGUAAAAGAGUUACUUCAGAAUGACUUCUUCUUGGAGGAUACUGGUCUGAAGGUAGAACUUGUUGGUACUGAGGGUGAGGAACAAACAAAUACCAUACAACUGAGGCUCCGGGUAGUUGAUCCAAAGAAAAGAAAAGACAAGCACAAAGAAAAUGAGGCUAUCCAGUUUGACUUUGACAUGGACAAUGAUGCCUCAGAAAAUGUUGCUCAAGAAAUGGUAAAGUCUGGAUUUCUACAAGAAGAAGAUGUGCGUAUUGUUAACAAACAGAUCAAAGACAGAAUCACCCAGGUAAAGAGGGAGCGAGAACGUAAAGCUGCUGAGAGCCAGACAAAGUUGCCAGAAGGUGAGGGUAUGACAGUAAGUUCAAGUGUCAGUGACAACUCACAAAGUACAACAAACUAUAACCAACAAGGGGGCCAACAGGAACAAUCUAGAGAUCCAUCACAGUCCGCUUCUAGUGUACAACAACAACAACAACAGCAACAACAACAAAUGGGUGUAAAUCAGCAGUCACAGUCCUCGCAACAAUCUUAUCAAGGAAAGCAGCCAUCACAACAAAUUUAUAAUCAACAUCAGUCUUCUGGUAGUCAGCAACAACAACAACAGACUGGUCAGAUGUUUAAUCAGCAUCAAUCAGGAGGACCACAACAACAGAUGUACCCCCAGCAUCAGUCUAUAGGACAACAACAACAGCAGUCUACACAAAUGUAUAACAAUCAGCAACCUGUUGGUAAUCAAAGCCAGUCACCACAAGUUUAUGGCCAACAGCAGCAAUCGUCCAGCUCUCAACCACAGAUGGUGUAUCCUCAACAAACUGGCAACUAUCAGCAAUAUCAGCAACAAGUGUAUCCCACUCAACAAGGUGGCCAGCAACAAGAAUUUCAGGUAGGGCAACAACAAGGAGGGUAUACUGGCCAGCAGUCAGCUGGGUACCAGCAGAACUACCCACAAACUUCACAAAGUCAGUCCUCUCAGCAAGGUGGACAGGGGUACCAGGGAAGUCAAGGACAGGGCUAUACACAGCAGCAACAACAACAACAGCAGCAGUCUCAGUCAGCUGUUGUCAAAGAUAAACAGAUAGAAGAUGUACAGAAACAUCAAGUGAUGAAUGAUGAACAAAAAAUUGAGUUGUCAGAAAUUGGCCAACAAACUGGAAAACAAGCUGAGCAGAUUGGUGUUGGGUCUGCAGCAGGAAGUAAUGCAGCAACACCAGAGGCCCUGCAACAAGUACAGGCACACUCUGACAAAAAAGCAUCCCCAAGCAAAUCUAAAAAAAUGUCUCGAAGCACCUCGGCACAAAGCAGGUUACACCAGAAGGCUGCUGGUUUAGGGCACCUUGACAUUACAUCAGCCCAGCAGUUACAACCUGGUGUACUAAGUGCACCGCCUAUGGGAAGUGAACAUGGGUCAAUGGUCAACAGUCAAUCUUUGACCCACUUGGACGAUCCUACAGCCAAUAGGGAAAGUGAAAGUGAGAGUACCAUUGGUCGCGGUGAGGAUAUCAAGAGGAGGAAAAGCCGGACAAAACGUAGAAAGACGGUGGACAGAUCACCUUGUCUGACUGUACUUAGUGUUGUAGACGAGGAGGUGGAAUGUCUCUUAGAACUACCCAAUAGAAAUGCUGUCACGUUCAAGUUUGAUCUGGAGGGAGAUAAGCCUGAUGAAAUCGCUGAAAGUCUUGUUGAACAUGAUUUACUGCACACAGUUCAGUCAAGGCCUGUGGUGAAGUUGUUGGAGAAGGCAAUAUCACUGGUGAAUGAGGACCCUAAAUCAGCUAUGUCUGUAACUUUAUCUAUGAUGGAGACACCAACUUCAAGUCCAACAUCACACAGAAAAGCAUUUGGCGGGCUAGACGGUGGAAAAGAUGCACCAAAGAAGUUGCAGUAUGACAGUGAUACAUCAGAGAAAAUUCAAUCUGGGGAGGAGUCUGAGCCAAAGAUUGCAAUAAAAACACGUCAUCCCAGUGGUGAAAACAGUCAAGAACCUGCACGAGUUGUUGAGAGCAAGAGGCGAAGUUUUAUUGUCAGUCGAGUUAUUGAGCAUAAUGUGAUAGCAGAUAAGAUACAGGAGGAUGAUUCCGAGAGUGUCCACAUGGAACCAGUUAUCUCCCCUGAAAACACACAGAGUUCAGUACCAUCAGGUGCCAGCACAUUCAUGCAUGGACAGUCUCUUCAAUCAGAUACUGACACUGGUGGUGUCUCAGACUCAGAUAGGUCUAUGAAGUCAUUGGGAAAGCCUAAAGUUCCUGUUAAUAUUAAUGACUUAAGUGAUAAGUUGGCUAAAUUGACAGGUGGAACAAUUAGUGGUGGUUUUGAGCUUGGAGCAUCUCAUUCUGUUGAUAGCCAUAGUCCUGUACCAUCAGAUGACAAUAUGAGCACUCAGCCAUACCAGCAGAGCUUGCAACCAGUGCAUCAGCCUACACAACAUCAGACAAGUGUUGAAGGACAAGAUCAGUCAGGCGGACAAAAACAAAUACAGCAGUCUCAGGCUGUAGAAAAAGUUCCUGCACAAGCACAACAACCACAGCCGAAUCAAGUUUCUGUCAACACACAGCCAUCUCAAAUGGGAGUUAGUCAACCAACCCAGCAAUCGUCUCAACCAGUUCUGCCACAGCAGUCUGCAACCCAUUUACCACAGGGACAAAAUUCAAGUCAGUCUAGCCAAAUUCCACAAGGGCAUUUGUCUGGACAGCAGCAGGGCCAAAUCCCACAAGGGCAUCCACCAGGCCAGCAGCAGGGCCAAAUCCCACAAGGGCAUCCACCAGGCCAGCAGCAGGGCCAAAUACCACAAGGAAUUCCUUCAGGCCAGCAGCCAGGUCAAAUUCCACAAGGAAUUCCUUCAGGCCAGCAGUCAGGUCAAAUUCCACAAGGAGUUCCUUCAGGCCAGCAGUCCGGUCAAAUUCCACAAGGAGUUCCUUCAGGCCAGCAGCCAGGUCAAAUUCCACAAGGGCAACAAUCAGGCCAACAGCAAACGCAAAUUCCACAAGGUAUUCCUUCGGGCCAACAACAAACUCAAAUUCCACAAGUAAUUCCUUCGGGCCAACAGCAAGCUCAGAUUCCACAAGGCAUUCCUUCGGGUCAACAACAAAGUCAAAUUCCACAAGGAAUUACAUCAGGCCAGCAAGGUCAGCUGCCUCAAGGACAGCAAUCUAACAAACCUGGUCAAAUGCCACAAGGGCAUCCACAAGGUCAACAAGGGUCUGUUCAGCCACAGGUACACCAACAGAUGCAAGGAGUAGCCCAUGCACAUGGGCAGCCACAGUCUCAGCAACAGGGACAUACAAUGUCAGGGCAUUCACAGGGAACGCAAGAUAUCCAAAACCCGAUGAUGCCUUCAGGUGUAUAUCCACCAGGUAUGUCCUAUGUUCCGGUUAUGCAACCAUUUGGAUUUCAGCAUCAGCAUGGACAAAGUUCACAUCAGAUGUAUCCAGAUCCAAUGCAUUACAUGAAUUUACAGUUUGGUAAUUACCCAAACCAGAUGGUUCCAUAUGUCAUGGUAAAUGUACAGCAACAACAUCAGAUUGCUCCAAUGCUGGUGCCAGCAAACAUGAUUAUGUCAAAUCAGAUGCAGUAUAUGAAUCCCCAGGCUACUUUCCAUACACAACAUGCUCAUCAGGAGAGCCAUGGUGGAGAAUCCCGCUCCGCGUCUCCUCCAGGCACGCCACCACACUCUCGUAAGCAGCAUAGUAUAGAUACACAGAGUGAGUCCGGGGCUCCUUUAUCUGAGGCACAGUCACCGGCAGCUCCAAGGAGUAACUACAGUUUGGCUAGUCUUGAACAAGAUCUUAUAAAGAAGCUCCAUGGAAACAGAAGAGAUAUUCCUCUUUCCUCGGGGGCUGUAUUGAGCGAGAGUUUCUCCCAAAGUGCAAGUGACCUAAGACUACAAGAUGAUAGACCAAUGUGGGCCCAGUCUUCUGAAAGUCUACACAGUGCUUACAGUGAACCUGUUGAUGCUCUUCUUUCAAAAGUAGAUGAUUUGAAAGGUUUUGAAAAUAGUGAACAAGCUGCAACUGAUACAAAAUCUGAAAAUGAAGAGAAAGUUGAAGCUAAGCCAGACAAGACUGUUACAAAAAAGCUUAGGUUUCAAGUUAGUCGUGUUGAAAAUGAUCCAUUAAUAGAGAGCUCUGGUAUUGAAGAGAAGCAAGAAGGUGAUCAAGAUAGUGUUAGUGAAGCAAAUGAACAAAAAGACACAAACAAAAGUGAUAAUGAAACAACGAAUUUAGCUAAUGACAUUUCUGAUAACAUUGGAAAUAAACCUUCUACAAAAUUGGGAAGAUUUUCUGUUACUAAAGUUUGUCCCAAAAAAGUGGAAGAUGCUGAUAACAAGAGAAAUGACGAAUGUGACGGAAUGGAUGACAGCGAGAUGUUGAUUGUGGAUGAAGAUAUGUCAGCUGGUGAUGUCCAUGAUACAAAUAUCUCUGUAAGUAGAUUGCAUGAUUUACCUUAUCGUAAAAAGAGUAUGUCCUUCUUUGAGGGUAAUGACUCGCCAGUGUUGUCUAAUAAUACUUGUGAUAGUUUUUACAACACCCAUAUGGACAGGUUCCAGAUAGUUAGUCGUCGCCGGACAAAAUCACUUGGGUCGCUCCCUCUGAGAGCUCGUUUCUCAUUGGGCAGUCAGUCAAUAUCCAAGCAGACUCAGUGCACACAGUAUGGAGAUGGUGAGACUCCAUCACCUUCCCCCUCGCCAGUUGAUCGGGACUAUCCCAAUGUAGUAUUUGACCUUGUGUCUAGUAGAGAUGACGAUGGUGACUCCACCUGUAGUAGUUCAGAAAGCAAAGAUGGACGGGAAUCUGGUAUUGAUUCUGAACCCAGGGAACCAUUUAUCCUCCGUCGUCCACCUUUGCAAAGACAGCGUAGGAAGGAAAGUGAUAGCCAGCAGCAGGAACUGUUGAAACUGUCACAAGAUCCAGAUUAUCAGAAAUUGCUUAUUAGACAAUCAAAUGAAAGAGAGAGUCUUCAGAAGCGCCAUCAAAUGGAACUGGAAGAUUUUUUUAGUGAGAAAGGCAUCAGUAUACCACACUCGCCACUUAUAACUACAGCAACCGGCAGUUUGUCUACUGCUCCAAUACUUAGUCCUCUUAACAUGAGCAGUAUUCCGAACCCACCACCUCUGCCAGCUUCAUUAAUGUCCAUUGCUGUCAGAGACAAUUUCCCUAUAUUCUCCAUGGCUCAAAGACGCCCAGCUUCCACCAAAGGUUCAACUGGAUCUUUCCAUGAAGAACUGUUUAAAUGUGUUGAAAAUUUUUCAGCACGUCAUCAAGGAACAUAUAAUGGUAACAUUUCACCCGCUGCCAAGUCGGAUGUAAUUAGUCGUAAAUCUGAUACUUCUUAUACGGAGACUGUAGACCACCGAAGCAGCAGUCCAAGAGUGUCGUACACGACAGUAGCAAGUGGCCAGAGUGCUGAUGUUUCCCAGACUGAUGCUCAAACCCCCAGACAACCACCAACUACGCCCCUUCUUCAAGAAAAUAUUAUUUCAAGUCCACAAUUCUCAUUAGUUCCUAACCAUGUGUACAAUUUGCAAUUUCCUGGAGCAAAUAUUUCACCGUUUGUUUCAAUGCCCUCUAGAUAUGCUGGGACUCAGUUUGUAGAAGCAGGUCUUCUACCUAUGUCAACUUCGUACACAUCAGUAGUACCAGUAGCAACGAUUGCCGAGUCAAGUGCGACUGAUUCUAUUUCCAGUACAUCUACAAAAAGCCAGUCUUGAAUGACCUAUUUCAAAUUUAGCAUAGUUAAAAAAAUAUGUAUAGCACUACAAGUCUUUCAUACUAGGUUAACUAGUAAUUCAAAGUAUUCAGACAGUAGAUGUAGAUGCAAACAAAAUGCAAGAGGAAUAUAUCAGACAGGAAUGAAAAAGUGAAAGUGCAGGAUGUUGUGCGAAUGAAAUUGAUCAAAUGAUCUUUUAUAAGAGAUUAUGUUUCGCCCUGGUGCUGUUUCACUGAAGAGCAUUCAAACAGUUUAGAUGUAGAGUAUUCCUGAAAGAAUUUGGUUUGACAGUGAAAUAUGAAAGUGAGAGAUAACUUUACAAAAGGAAGAAUGAUGAAUAUCUGUGAAGUGUGAUCCUAGAGUACACUGGUCUGAUACAAGAUCACUGUGAUCUUUGUUUAUUGAGAGUAUAAGUGAUUAUGUUAUAGAUAAGAUUGAUAAAUGAAGGAGUGGAAUAAAUAUUUACAGUUUAUAGAUAUAUAUAUAGGAUUAAGUGUGGUGUGAUAAUCUGAUUGCUACAUUAAAUACCUAUAUCUGAGUGCCAUUCUUGUAAAAAAAAUGAAUAUUACUUCACAAAUUUCUUUCUUCCUGUACAAGAUGCAUUGUGAUCCCAUAUAAACACUGCACCAAAGAUUACUCAAAAGAUCUUUCUACUUUACCAGUAGCACUGCUUGAAACUUUCCUUUUCUAUUAUAGAUAUAAACAUACCGUAGAGUAAAAUGCCAGGUCAAAACAUUCUUUACACAUUUCAUAGCAUUUGCAAUACAUUGGGCUGAAAUUAAAAUUCUGCUUAUUGUUUUAUAUUGGAUAUAAAUAGAUAUAUAUAUAUAUAUUUUAGUAAAUAGAUAUCUGAUGAAUUUGUUUUGAAAUUAAAUAAUUGGAAAUAAGUUUUUUUGUGAACUGAAUAAAUUCAAAAUAUUUUGUCAUAUUGACAUUCGAAUAUUGUUGAUUUUAACAUUAUAAGUUGUAAAUUUUAACAUUCUUGCUUGUAAAUUUCAACAAUCUUGAGGAUUAAGAUAUGGUGAAUUUCACAUGUUAGCACAAUCCGUGUGUAUUCUAUAGUGUCAAAGAAAUUUACUUUGUCAUUAAUACUUGUUUCCAAAUUGUUUGUAAUUUUUCUUUCCACCAGAAUGGCUUAAAAUAAGUCAAGAAAAUAAUUUGUCUUCCUCAUUAUUAGAUCAAAUUUUUUUUUUUGGUUAGUAAAAAUAGUUUAUGUACAUAUGUAUUUGGAAUAAUUUUAAACUAAAGAUGAUAUUACAGAACAUGUUACCGGUAUUACCCAGUAAUCCACAUUUGCAUCAACAACAAAAAGAUAUGUUAAAAGUUUAACCCUUAACCUGUAAGAAACGAAAGUGAUUAGCCCUUGCCAGUUGCCACCAGUAUAAAGACAGGUCUGAUUGUACAUCUGUGUAAUCUGACCAAGCUUUAUAGUCAUGGCAGCUCAAAUUUUGUAUUUCUUUCUUUGAAAUCCCAUGAAAAAUUUAAAUGGACUUCCAAUUUUAAAAGCUUGGCAAAUCCAUUAUACAUAUUCUGCAGGUUAUAGGUUAAUACAAGUAAUCAGUGGUUUUGAGCAAUACAGAGUGAUAUUUAAAACCACAGUGUCACUGUAAGAGUUGAAGAGAGCUUAUACAUAGUUAUUUAAAAAAAGACAACAACAUUAUUUUGAAACAGAUGUAAGAUACUUGUAUACUAGUAGUAUUAUAAAUGAGCCGCGUCACGACAAAACCAACAUAGUGCGUUUGCGACAAGCAUGGAUCCAGACCAGCCUCCGCAUCCGCGCAGUCUGAUCAGGAUCCAUGCUGUUCGCUAUCAGUUUCUCUACUUGAUAUAGAGUUGGUAAGCGAACAGCAUUGAUCCUGAUCAGACUGUGCGGAUGCGUAAGCUGGUCUGGAUCCAUGCUGGUCACAAAUGCACUAUGUUGGUUUUGUUGUGACGCGGCUCAAAUAUGUUAAAUAGUGUAUGAUAUUUUGCAAUGCUGCAUUGUAUUUUGAUUUUGAGCUGACAUAAGUGCUAUAUAUAGAUUAUUUUGGUCAAUGUUAAUUUGUAAGUUUUACAAAAAAAUCCUAUCUUUACAUGUUUCCUUAUUGAUUAGUAACAUAAUUUCUGUACAGAGAAUUACCUGUUCUUUUGUUGUUAUAUAUACAUAUUUGUAAAUUAUUUAUUAUCAGUAGAUUUUAUGUUGAAAGUAGAAAAGAGGAAAAAGAACAAAAAAGGAGGAAAGAGAAAAUAGAGCUUAACAUUUAGGCAGACAGGAUACCAUGUGAAUAAAGUACAUCAUCAUUUGGUGUUAUGGAUUUCUAAUUUUUGUGCACAGGGCUUAUUCACAGUAUUGCUUAUAGACAGCAUCAACGUUUUUCUUCAAUGGUGUGGCUUAUUUUUGUCAUUAGUCUUUAUGCAAUGCAUCACCCCAUGAUAUCUUUCUAGUAAGGGGUAUAAUAAUUGAUAAACUUUUCUUUUUUUAUAAACCCAACAAAAUCACAUGGGUUGUCUGACGGUAGACAUUUGAACAAUAUGAUAAGUUAUUACGUUAAAACUUGUCAAGAUCAUCUUUUUAUUGACUGGUAUAUUUGUAUAGGAUUUUGUAGUUUUUGCAGACAUCAAAUAUAGCAUUUAUUAUUAUCCAUUGUAUACUAAUUAAGGUUGCAGAAAUUUCCAUACAUUUUGAAUUUUAACAUCCAAGUCUGUAGAUAUUGAGAUACUGGAUACGAUUGUUUUAAGUUUAGUCUUUGACUUGUCCAAUUAAAAUGUUUCUCUACAAAGCUUAUUUAAUAACAUCAUAGAAAAGAAAUACUGUAUGCAAGAUGAUGAUUUUAAAGUUUUAUUAAGCUAUAAAUUAUUGAAAGAGGAGAGAGCUUUUGUAUGAAAGAAUUUAGAUUUAAAAGCAAGAUGCCUCCAAAUUUGUACUUAAUUUGAAUUAAUAAAAAAAAUAUGGGCUGAAUGGUAAAACAUAUUUCAUAUUUAUAUAGAAAUGAAGUAAUUUAAUUAAGCGCAAGUCUUUAUCAGCAGAAAAUUCAUUUAAAAAAUGUCUUUUUGUAUUCACUAUGUAAAAGAAACUGUAAAUUGUUUGUGCAACAUGUGGCACAUUGACUGUUUUAAAUAUAUGCAUUUCUUGAACAUUUAUAUAUCUAUCUUUGGAUUUUGGAAAAUUUUGUUUACAUGGACUGACCUGGAGGUAUGUUGCUUUUAAUAUCUUUAUGUACAGUCAGCUCUCUCUCUCUCUAGUAUAUUAUUGACAAAGAAAUGACAUGAUAUGGUAUUUAAGUAACUGUUGCAGCAAGUUUCACACCUGUUUGUGAUGUAAGUGUAAGUUGAAUGUUUACAUUGUCUUUUAAGUUAUUGUCUGGUUGGUGAACUUGAUAUAUUUUUUUGUCUUUUCUUCAUAAAUGACUACCAAAGAUGGAUGCAUAUUCUGAACGGACCUUAUAAAUGCUGUAUAUUCCUUUGUCCAAUAACAUUGCUCAAAGUGUGAUUUUUUUUCUCCAUUACCUCUCAGUGUGCAAUAUGUGAAAUGUUAAAACAGAACGAUAUGGAGAACGAAAAUCAUCAAAUUAUGGUGUUGGUUUUAUCUUGAUCCUUAUCCUAAUAAGAUUGUGAAAUAGACUUUUCAUUUGAACAUGAACUGUGCAAAUUCGAAGGAUUUCAUUAUCAAAAUGGUAGAAUAAAAAAAUUUAGUUACAAAGUCUUGACCUUCCUCUAGUCUUCUAUACAUUCAUGGGAUUUAGACAUUCUGUAUGUUUUAAUAAGAGGUCAGUGUAUCUUUUAAAAUUGUUAAAGUCAUGAAUAGUUGAUUUUUUUUUAAAGAAGUAAAUAAAAGAUUUUCUGUGGAAUGAUAAGCUAAAAACUCGUCUUUGAGAAUGGGUAAUUUGAAAAUUGGAACAAAAUUUAUUUAAAAAAGUAAAAAAAUAAGCUACUUAAGGAAGUUUAGUAUUAUUCAUAACUUUGUAGUAAAUGUUAUAUAGAUAUAUUUAGAUAUAUAUAAAUAUUGAUAGUACUUUAAUGAUAUCUUAAAGUCACAUGAGUGGAAUCUGUGCAAUGUUUUGUUAGCUACCAAAGAAACUGUGAUCAUAGUUCUUUGUUUUGCCUUAAUAAUACUGCUUGAUUUUUUUUUGUGUCAUGAAAAGAUUUGUAUGAAUGCCAAAUAGGAAAUUAUUGUAUAGAUGUAAACAACUCUGUUCUUUGAAAAAAUGUCAAGUUUCAGUCUUGCUUUAUAACAGUGUAUUGUCUUUAUUCCAAGCACAACCUUUUUCUGUGUGUUUUCAAUGUAUUUUCCAGCUUCAUUUUAUCAAAGAUAAAUUUACUCCUUACUGUAGGUCAAAAAGAUUGUCUAAACACCAUUUUUGAAAACUAAAUACCUACUAUAGAAACAUUGUUUUUUGUUUGAAGAGAAAAAUCUUUUGUUAAUUUAACUAUAUCAUAAGGCUUGUUAUAGACUGUUUGGUAAAUUUAGUUAUUGUAAGAAUUUUUAAUCUACAGUUGAUAAAUUAUGGAUAGUUUAGUGAAUAUUAUUUCAUGAAAAACAAUUUUUAGAUUUGAUGGUUCUGGUAACAAAUUUUAGGUUUUCAACAACAUUGAUAACAUUUUUUUUAUAUGUCCAUCCCUUACUUAGCUGGAACUGGAAGUGACCAGCCUUUGCCACCAGUAUAGAGCCACGUAUGUCUUCAAAAUUCCAACAGUCUGACCAGGCUCUAUACUGUUGGCUGAGUAACUUUAAAAUCAUGAUAUGGACAGUUCAAUAAAUUGAAGCCAGACAAUUCUAAUUUUCAAAUAUAUCAGGUUAAGGGUGAGGUCCAAUAAAACUUUAUUCUAUUCAUAAAUUGUCAACUGAACACAUUUGAGAAAAAAAUAGAAACUGCAAUAAAUGUUAUUUAUGUCUUUCAGACAAUGUAAUAUUAGUCUCCCGUCAAACCUUUUUCUCUGUUGAAAUGAAUUUAUUUGUCUGAAUAUUAUGUAUCACUGCAUUUUUUUCAUGGAUCAUCAUCUAAAUACUUGUAAAUUCAUUCCAAACUUGGUUCAAGCAUUCUGUAUGAAAGUAUAAAAGAGCAUGUGUUGGUUGCUUUACAAUUUAUAUUUUAAAACUGCCAAACUUGUCAAAGUUAAAAAUGUCUCUCUUUUUUUUCCCUUAAUUAAAAUGUGAUGAUUUUUUUGUUUAUUAAUGAAAAAUAUAUAAUAAAGUAUGGUUGGAGAUUAUUUAACUGGAAUAUCUGUUAAGAUUUAUAUUCUGAAUAAAGUAUAAAUAUGUCUUGAACAGUGCAGCAAACUUUCUGAUACAUAUAUUACAUGUAUAGAUAACUUAAUUCAGGCUUAUGAGAUGGCAGUUUAAUGUAGUUAUAAAGUUAUAUUCAGAUGGGGACAAAUUUUAGUUUAUUAUCUCAAUAAUCAUAACCAUAAUCAAAAGUGUAAUACAGUGUAAUACGUAGCAAAUAGCUUAUUAGUGUUUUCUUUGGCAUAAAUAGUGAAUAAGUCGGGAUGUCUUAAAGGAACUCCAUUGAGGUCCAAAAGUCUAAAAACGUAAAAUUUAUAUUUCUUACAUAGAUCAACUAAGGCACAUAAAAUAUAUGCAAAAGAUGUUUAAGAAAUAGACUCGGAAAUAAAUUAGAAAUUGUAUUAUUUUGCUGUUCUUAGCACAGUUGAGUGAAGUGUUGCAAUGCUUUCUUUUCAAUUUUUGGUAAUUUUUCACAAAUAUUUAUUCUGGAAAAAAGCAAAGAGCAAAUGACCUGAAAUUUAGCACACAUGUUAUGAGUGAAACCUACAUCAAACAAAACAUUUACUGGCAUCUUGAAAAUUGUUUUCCAGUCCCGUCAAAAAACCUCAUUUGAGUUCCUUUAUUAAAUAAUAUGAUGAAUUGUAAUACACUAUUAAAAGAUAUCCAAUUAUGUUUAACAAAGUUAUUAUAAACAAUAACAUAAUACAAACUCUGACAACAUUCCUUUUCUAUACUACAAACAUGUAACAGAAAAUAUCAUGGCAGUUUGGAAAGUGAUUUUAUAACAUCAAAAUGUUAAAUUAAAACUGUUUAGACAACUUUGACAAUAGUUAGAAUUAAAAGAAUUUCAAAAAUAAUUGUUAUAAGAUUUAAAAGAAAAGAGAGAAUUAGAAAUUCAUUUCUAAUCUUUGUUUAGACAGUGUAAAACUUCCAGCUUUAAGUGUAUUAAAAAUUCAUCUGAAUAGCUUGAUAUGCAAAGCAAUUUGUGUUAUAACAAUUAAGACAAUUAAGUUUUCACAAGUAUAAUUUACUGCUAUAUAGCUAUUUUCGUGUUAAUUUCUCCCAUUUUUCUUGACAAAAAUUUUCAUUUUGGUAUGCUUCUGAAAGAAGUUCAAAAGGCCAUUACAAUCAGCAUCUGUUCAGAAAAUAAUCUUAGUUAACAAAUUGAAAUGAAAAGUUCUUGUGUAUAAAUUGUAUUCUGUCUUUAGUCAAUAUAUGACAAAGUAGAACUAUUCAUUCAGUAACAAAAUGUGCAACUUGAUUUCAGUUCAAGAAGAGAAAUGAAUGUGUUUUGUUUUAGAUCUGUAUUAAACUUGUUUAAGUUUUGUUGCCAUUGUGAUAAUUUGCAUAUGAGAUUUGACAUUUGAUUGAUUUUUGUGUGUAUUUGCUUACAUUGCCUAUGUUUCUUGCAGUCUGUAAGCAGUCCACAUGACUAAAAUGACUGAACUUUAAAAAUAAAGAGCAUACUUUUAAAUAAAAAAAGGAGUGCCAGAAAAAACAAA
This is a messenger RNA of Ruditapes philippinarum (Manila clam), 14770 nucleotides long. RefSeq lists its product as uncharacterized. Lineage: Eukaryota; Metazoa; Mollusca; Bivalvia; Venerida; Veneridae. Bases 546 to 8066 code for a protein of 2506 amino acids. Gene Ontology annotation, biological process: positive regulation of potassium ion import across plasma membrane; protein phosphorylation; intracellular signal transduction. Gene Ontology annotation, molecular function: ATP binding; potassium channel inhibitor activity; chloride channel inhibitor activity. Gene Ontology annotation, cellular component: cytoplasm. The record is from RefSeq and is a predicted model, not a curated record. The transcript has 21 exons.